Molecule: messenger RNA, 2102 nt
Organism: Phytophthora infestans T30-4
Lineage: Eukaryota; Oomycota; Peronosporomycetes; Peronosporales; Peronosporaceae
Exons: 6
Coding region: 144-2102 (652 amino acids)
Molecular function (GO): protein binding
Source: RefSeq, a predicted model, not a curated record
CAGCCUGAUCGCGACACUCCAUUCGUCGACCAGGUGGCUCCAUAAGUUGACUCUUUCGGUGCUGGUAAGACCAGUUUUCGAGGUUUGAGAAGCCUCUGGUCGUACAGAUGCCAUCCCCUUCGUCCGCCGCCACCAUGCCAGUAAUGAGUAACACCUCCGCUGAGCCAGAGGCCAGUUUGGACGUCGUAAAAAACUGCAGAAGUAAAAACGACGAAUUGUCGACUGGUGCGAGUACCUCAACGCAGGAAGAAGCUGAAACGGCGUGCGGAGACGAGCAAGAUCGUGUCUCAAUUCAGAGCGACGAUCGGAUCGAAUCCGAGAUCGAGCCAGAAGAAGUGGUUGAAAAAGUGAGCGAGGAGACGGCAAUCUUGAAGUCGACGACUGCAGAGGAGAAGACGAAGGAGGUUAUUGACACUGAAGAAAACGAAUUGAAGCCCGCAGCUACCAAGACGCAGAACGAACCCGCGCUGGAAACGUCCAGUGACGACUUGUGGAAAGAAGAGCAGAAGGAGAAGAAACCACCGCUGCCUACACGUCCUGCAACUGCGAGAAGUGCCGAGUCGAGUUCUGUCACUCGCCGUCCAUUUGUACCGCUGGCAUCAAAGAGUUGGCGCGUGCGAGCUAUGCAGUCCAACACGCACCUCACGCGUUUAAUGAAGGCAGCGUUGCUGCAGACGCUGCUACACGCUAUCCGCACUGGAUCGGUUGAAGGCGUGAAGGUUGCAAUUGAGCGUGGAGUGCAAGUUCAGUACCUGGACAGUCGCCAGCGCAAUCUCGUCAUGCUUGCCACCAAGUGCGACACCGACUCUCGGCUACGCAUUGUUAUAAUUCUGCUAGACGCUGGCUGUGAUAUGAACCACAAGGACCAGCUAGGUUGGAGCUGUCUGCAUUACGCUUGUGCCAGUGGAGCGGACGAUGUCGCUGCAGAGCUCAUUCGUCGUGGCGCCAGUGUCGAGUUUAACCCCUAUGGAUACGGCCCAGAAGACUUCAACAUUCCUAAGGUGGCACGUGCAAAAAGUCUGUUGCAACACACGGAGCAGCUGCAACACGAGCAAAAUGUGUGUUCUGCGUGGAUGUAUUUCCGCCGUCAAGCUGAAAAGUCUGGCUACAGUGUCAAGUGCAAAUCGAACUGCGAUCUUGGCAAGCCUCUCAAGAUUACAUUUCAAGCUCCUGCUGGGCACAGCCCCCUCGACCGUAUCCGCGUUGUUGAUAUGAACUCGGAUGUGGCGCUGUGGCUUCAAGUGUCGAAGACCUUUAAUAUUCCUCCUGGUGACGUGGGCACGAUCACGUUGGACGUGGAGACGCUGGACCGUCCGUCCUUGUAUCGUAUUGUUUACGAGAAAUAUGAGCCGACGCCUAUCCAGCUACCGGCCUCAGUUGCUGAAAGCAGUUUGUGUGUCAAGAAUCUGGACACGGGGACUACAGUGUCUAUGGGAAGCGUUAAUAAUCUGGUGCUUAAGGAACUCAAAAGCUCGCGAACAGCGAAUAAAACCAAGAAUUUGACCAGCUCAGCCAGACCAGCACCUAAAUCGGACAAGGCGACGAAUGCUUUGCGAAGAGGAUCCACAACUCGGGCGCGGGAGAUCACAGAAAUUGUGCAUGAAGCCAUGGUGGAGGAGGAGGAAGAAGGAGAAGAGGCCGAGUUCUCAGCUGAUGAGACAAUUACGACCCAGGAAGUGGCCGAGCACCCUGCGGUCACGAGUAUUACUGGCGUAUACAAGAUCGUGGCAAUGGGAGUUGUCAGUGUUUCGACGCUGAGAACUGCCAAGGCGAACGAAUAUGAAAUCACCAUCCGUGGCAAGGGUCCUCUUGGUCUACAACUGGCACCCAAGAUUGAAAGCUUGAAGAGAUCUCCACGUCUUAUUGUACGUCGCAGUCAAGGCCAAGCAGCAGCUGUGAAUCCGGGUGAUUGCCUCGUUGCGAUUAGCAACGCUAACAUCGAGCAUGCUGGUCUUAAGCACACGCUGUGGGCUCUGAACGAUGCAAAGCGCCCCCUUGUGCUGCGCUUCCGACGUGGUAAUGCCAAGGAGAAGAGAAGUCUGUUCAAGGCUGGACUAUCCAAGAUCACAGGACCCCGUAGACAACCUGUCAUUGCGGUGUAG